AUGGAGCUGCUAGACGGCGGGCCCCAGGCCGAGCGCUCGCGCCGCCUGGAGGCGCAGGGGAGACCGCGACCCGCGCCUAAGCCCAAGCCUCUUCCCAGUGUGGUGCCCGUGCCCGCGCCUGCGCCGUCCGCGUGCGUCUCUGGCUGCUGCGUGGAGAGCGCGCGACUCGCGGACGAGCGGGACUUCCUCAGAGGUUACGCGGAGCGGCUGCUGGUGCAGUUGCGGGGUUUAUUGCAGCGCUAUGGGGAGCUGGAGAGGCUCAAGACGCUGGCGGACGCGGCGCAGAGUGAAGAGGAGCCGCACGAGCGCCUGGCGCCCUGGCUCACGGCCUCCGAGUACACGAACCCGCUGCUGCAGGCGUACGACCUCAAGAUCCAGGAGCUGGAGACGGCGAUGGUGGAUAACAAGAAGGCGAUCGAUCGAGUGGCGGCGCGGGCUGAGAGCCUGGCGAAGGAGAACACGACGUUGAGACAAGAGCUGGAGGUGGCGGGGGAGAAGUUGGUGCUGCGCAUGCAGAACGAGCCGAAGGAGAUGCACGUUAUGGCCGACGACUUGAUGAGCAUACAGGAGAACGGCGAGUACCUGCAGGAGAUCAACGAGCGGAUCGACGUGCUGAUGGCCGAGAAUAAUAUGCUGAUGGAGCAAGUUUCGCUGCAGGAUGAUGAAAUUGGCGCCAUGAAGAAGGAGCUGACGGACAGAGACCAGCAGCUGCAGGUCAUGGGGCAGAACUUCAACGACGCAACGCUUGCGCUGCAGGAGCUGCGUGACGCUUGCUCUCAAGUGAGGGAGGAGAAGGCACACUGUGAGCGGCAGUUGCAGCGGUAUGCGGCGUCAAUGGCGCAGCUGGAGAGCGCCAAGGAGUCUCUGGUGGAGCAGACGGAUGCAGUUCGAAAAGAACGAGGUGAUCUGGAGAACCAGCUCGGGGAGUACGAGGAGAUGCUGGAGAAAAUGAAGAGGAGCACCGAGCGCAAGGACGAGGCCUUUUCAGCACGUUAUCAGAGCGUCUGUGUGCGUCUGCGUGAGCUUACGAAUGCUCUGGAGAAGAAGGACAAGGCGGUGGACGAGCUACAGGAACGCAAUAGCGGACUUCAAGCUGAACUUGAGGCUGUUCGUCAAGAUUGCGAAGGCAUGUUAAAUGUUCUUAACAGCAUGGAGAAGCAAUUGACGCAGUAUUGCGCGAGGGAGGACGCAGUCGCUGAGUUGGAAUCCGAGUGCAAAGCGAAGGUCGAAGAGGCGAUCCUUGAGAAAGAAGAGGUCGCAGCUCGUGAGCUCCAAAGCCGGCGUGAGAUUGCACGGUUGCUGGAGCGACUUCGACAGCAAGCAGCGGAGCACGCCAAGGCUCAGGAAGAAAAUAUGGGUACCAUAGUGCGUAAGCACGAGGCUGACAUGAACAACCGGGAGCAGGAAAUCAGGUCGUUGAAUAGUGAACUCGUGGAUUUGCGGUCCAAAAUGGAGACAACAGCAAGAAACCAGAAGGAGGCUGACAAGAAGCUUGCGGAUGCAAUUCGUCGGUCUAAGGACGCAAGCAUUGCGUUUGAGAAAAAACUGCAGCAUUUGACUGAGCGAGCCACGACAGCAGAAGAGGCCCGUGAUAUGUCAAGCCACUUAGAAGCUGAGUACCUCGAAAGGAUUCGGUCAAAGGAGGAUGCGCUUAUAAAAUUACGAGCGGAGUUCCGAGAUCGGGGGCAAGAACUGAACGAACGAGUAAGUUCGCUAGAGCGUGAAUUAGAAAUGCGUCGUACAGAGGCCCGUGAGGCAAAGGAUGAGAGUGAAGAGCAGCAUCGCAAGGUUCAACUCCUGAAUGAGCAACUGAAUAAGGUCAAGGCGGACUGUGCGAAUCGCUUCACAAACGAAUUCGAGGUGCUGCACCAGCAAAACCGCGACUUGAAAGCCCAAGCUGCUGAGCUGGAAUACAAACUGUCCCAGGCAAAGAAGGAGGCAGCUUCGGCUUUGGACAGUUCGCGUAACGAGCGAGAACGGAGUGAAGUCCGUCUGAUCGCGGAAGUCGAGAGCCUGAAAGGAAGGAUACAAUCGCUCAAGGAGGAGCGGAAACGAGCUGAUAAAAGCCGACAGGAGACAGACGCGAGGUGCUCGGUGCUGUUGUUACAAGUUCAGCAACUAAGCCGAGACCUGAGCGAUGCCAAGGAGCUGCUGCUCGAACAGGAGCAUGCCUGCGAUGAUAGCGACCGAAAAGUGUCGGAGCUGAGUGCACAACUCACGGCAGCGCUGUCGAAGCAGCAACAGUUCUAUAGACAAGAACGCGAGCUACGCACCGCACUAGAGAGGAUGACGCUCGAGCGAUCGCGGAUGGAGCGGGAGGCUACGAUGGCACGCAAGAAGGUUGAGGAGUACCGAAGCAGCAGCUACGCUUACCUCCCAUCUUCCCGCUCGAGGAUGCACGCGGACCUAAAGGAUACUUCCUGUGGUGUCCCGCGUGAAGUUAUGGAGGAUAAGUUUGACCCAGCCGAGAAAAGUAGUGUUCGAUACCAAAUGCCAGCUAGCUCAGAUUGA
Molecule: messenger RNA, 2511 nt
Organism: Phytophthora sojae
Lineage: Eukaryota; Oomycota; Peronosporomycetes; Peronosporales; Peronosporaceae
Exons: 9
Coding region: 1-2511 (836 amino acids)
Biological process (GO): clustering of voltage-gated sodium channels; cilium assembly
Cellular component (GO): centriole
Source: RefSeq, a predicted model, not a curated record